Bemisia tabaci is the source of this 2491-nucleotide messenger RNA. RefSeq names its product interferon-inducible double-stranded RNA-dependent protein kinase activator A homolog. The record is from RefSeq and is a predicted model, not a curated record. Gene Ontology annotation, biological process: regulation of regulatory ncRNA processing; siRNA processing. Gene Ontology annotation, molecular function: siRNA binding; double-stranded RNA binding. NCBI's taxonomy places the organism in Eukaryota, Metazoa, Arthropoda, Insecta, Hemiptera, Aleyrodidae. Gene Ontology annotation, cellular component: cytoplasm; RISC complex; RISC-loading complex.
GGUAAAUUUAAGAGAUCAAAUAAUUCGUUGAAUCAGUGGAAAAGUGCCACUCAGCCGGCUUAAUGAAAUAAUGUCGGACUUUAAAUUUUCAAAUAUCAUUGAACUCAAAAAAUGCCUGAGCCUGAGGUGCGCAAAAGUUCAAUGGCAAAGGAAUUUCAACGCAACUUGCUAAAUCAUUCCGGGUAUGUGACGACAAAGAGGGAGGUGAAGAGAGACAGAAAGAUUCGAACUUUGAUUUACGAGGGGCACCGCUCAUGGCUUGGAUUCAAAAUGUCUGACAUUCCAACGGCGUGCAGAAUUCGGUGGCGGCUUACCGUGAGGGCCCUUCGAGGCAAGUGCAAAAUGACCUUUAAAUACUAUAGUCCCUUUUGUAAACCACUACGUUUUUUUUUUUCGGGAGGCACUUGUCCAAGCUGUAGCUGAUUCUUUACUCAAGUGUAUUUAUACAUUACAGUUCUCCCUCUCGUGACUCGCAUGCUCCAUGGCGUCGCUCUGGCUCCUCAUUGCGCAUCCUCGAACUUAUUUGCUUGAUGACAGUGCGGAAAUCUGACCUUUGCUUCACAGGCAUUUUCUUUUUCUUUUUUUCUCUGUUCUUUUUCCUUUUUUUCAAUAGGAAAAUGUUUGACCAAUGGUGCUACAUACUACCAUUUGUUCAUCAUCCCUAUAAACAUUUACUCAGUUACUCAGUUACAUACCCAGUGAUAGAAAAAGACAUUGAAAGGUGAUUUUCUGUUCACAGUAUCGUAUAAAUAAGGAGUUUUAGAGUUGGAUGACGACGCAAGUAAUAAAACACACACUCGACCAAAAGUUGAACAUAUAUUGCUAAAAAGCUUAGAGCGAGUUUCGCACCUGGACACUGAUAACCACGCCAUGUUAAUGCAAGAAAUGCUUCAAACAUUUCGUCUAGUACACGAUUUCGUUUCAAAAAUUGAACAAGAAGCUUAUAGACUCGAAAAUUACAAUUCAGGAUGCCAAUCAAAAAGCAAUUCAGAGUUACUGAAAGCAGAGCAAGACCUUGAUGAGCAGCUGAUGUUGGGAUGUGAAGUUAUGAGCAAAAUAAAAAAACUGCUUACGCUAGAGAAAGCCACGAAUCUAGAGGCUCAAGAGCUGUAUAGGCCAUUCAACUUUAAUUUCGAAAAAAACCCUGAGGACUCAGAUGACGUCACAACACUCGUAAGUACACUGUCACCUACGCGGAAAAGUAGGAAGUUUUCUUGGGUGAGGCGUUUUUACUUAGAUAUUGAAGAUCUGGUGAACCGAUUUGAACGAAUAAUAGACAAACGUCAAGAAAAAACCGUCAAAAAAGUGGUGCCAGUCACGGCGUCGCAGUUCUUAUUUCCAGCAGAUAAUGAAUUGGAGGCAACGGAAACGGGACAAGUCAAUAAUAACAAUGUCGAGUACGUUGAAAAAACGGCAGUUGAGGUUCUGGCAGAGCACCUUGAAAAAACAGACUUGGAGCCUACGUACAAGCAUAUUAAUAUUGAGGGUACCGGUCAUGCCCUGGAACACACGUUCUCGUGUACCGUGUUGAAUCUUUCAGUCGAGGGUAAAGGAUCUAAAAAGUCUACCGCCAAGGAAGAGGCAGCAUUACAGAUGAUCAAGCUAAUUUUGAAAAAACAGAAAAAUAAUCAUUUUACAAAGCAAAUAGCACCGUUCUCUGUUGAGGAGAUAAAUAAAAUGGGAUCUCUUUUGGAUACUAAAAUAUUUGACUACGUUCAGAAACUUCAUGAGCUGUGCGUGAAUUCGGGCGAGGAGCGCGAACCCAUCUACACGGUUUUAUCCGAAACUGGCCCGACAAAUGAGCCGUUCUUCUCGGUUAGGUGUGAGGCCUUAAACAGCGUUGGAGUAGGUCACGGAUCGAAGCUUGAGGUGGCUCGCCAGUUAGCCUCUAAGACAAUCCUUGAUUCAUUGGUAAGGAAAGAAAGGUAGGUAUUAUAAAUAUCCACCUGAAGCUAAUAAGAGGAUGAAAAAAAGACGAUGAAUAUUCAAAAUGAAAGGCCGCCUCGACCAAAUUGCAGCACGCGGUAGUUUGGCUCGCGAUCUUCCAUUCAAGGCUCUCGUUACAUGCGAUCAAAUUGCAGAAGAAUUUCUAUCAACUGCGGCUGGAAUUGUGUUUACUACUUACUCAUACCUCCUGUCAAAUUUUAAUCGCAUCAGUGGCGUGGCGUGCUUUGCGAUACAUCGAUUGAUCGGCCAUUUAAACCUAUGGAAAAGGAUCGAUAAACAGGGUGUUCGCAGCGAACACCCUAAAAAUCGAUUCUUUACCACAGGUUUAAAUGGCAUAACAAUCGAUAUGCCACGAUAUGCGAUUCGCCACGCCACUGAAUCGCAUCCCGCUAAUAAUUAACAACGGCGGGAUCUUUAAGUUCUUGCUGUGGCUACAGAAUUGUGUUGAUCUCGUUACAGUUUGUGUUGAAUAGUAAUAAAUGAAGAUAACAUUUCUGUUUGUAAUUAAUUAUCAUAAUAAACCUGGUUUUUACAAUCAAACCAA